AUGAAACACCGGCCGGGUCAUCCUCGUCUGGCUUUGCCACGGCCGCCACCACCUCCUACGCCAGUGCCGCUGUCUCGCUGCCGUCUGCAGGCCGCUCGCAGCGCCAUCCACGCGGAGGACCUUCGUCGUGCAAAGCCCGUUCGGCCAUACAGUCGCCUCGAUUCAUCAAGUGACCCGAAAAACGGGUGGUCAUCUCCGACUACUGACGAUCACAGAGGAAAUGGACUUUUCCCGCAUUUUGUUGUUGCAGCGCCGCCACCUGGCUCUUGCUGUCGACGUUUGACUGAAGAAGGCGGUGACCCGAAAAUGUUUCGACAAUCCAUCGUCUACAUUUGA
This is a messenger RNA of Soboliphyme baturini, 336 nucleotides long. Lineage: Eukaryota; Metazoa; Nematoda; Enoplea; Dioctophymatida; Soboliphymatidae. The record is from the annotation of a GenBank genome assembly.